Mesitornis unicolor (brown roatelo) is the source of this 1350-nucleotide messenger RNA. RefSeq names its product methylcytosine dioxygenase TET3-like. Gene Ontology annotation, cellular component: nucleus. The record is from RefSeq and is a predicted model, not a curated record. Gene Ontology annotation, molecular function: DNA 5-methylcytosine dioxygenase activity. Gene Ontology annotation, biological process: oxidative demethylation; positive regulation of transcription by RNA polymerase II. Lineage: Eukaryota; Metazoa; Chordata; Aves; Mesitornithiformes; Mesitornithidae.
GUGAUCCGGAGACACAACCAAGAGGAGAAGCUGCUGUGCCUGGUGCGCCACCGGGCCGGCCACCACUGCCAGAACGCCGUCAUCAUCAUCCUGAUCCUGGCCUGGGAGGGCAUCCCCCGCACGCUGGGGGACACGCUGUACCAGGAGCUCACCGACACCCUCACCAAGUACGGCAAACCCACCAGCCGCCGCUGCGGCUUGAGAGACAGCCGGACCUGCGCAUGUCAAGGCAAGGACCCCAACACCUGCGGCGCUUCCUUCUCCUUCGGCUGCUCCUGGAGCAUGUAUUUUAACGGCUGCAAGUACGCCCGGAGCAAAACGCCCCGCAAGUUCAGGCUGGUGGGGGACAAUCCCAAAGAGGAAGAGCUGCUCCGGAAAAGCUUUCAGGACUUGGCCACCGAGGUUGCUCCGCUUUACAAGAGGCUGGCGCCGCAAGCCUACCAAAACCAGGUUACCAACGAGGACGUAGCCAUAGACUGCCGGCUGGGCUUGAAGGAGGGGAGGCCGUUUUCAGGAGUGACGGCGUGCAUGGACUUCUGCGCCCACGCUCACAAAGAUCAGCACAACCUCUACAACGGCUGCACGGUGGUCUGCACGCUGACCAAGGAAGACAAUCGCGUGGUGGGGAAGAUCCCCGAAGACGAGCAGCUGCACGUCCUCCCCCUCUACAAGAUGUCCAGCACGGAUGAGUUCGGCAGCGAGGAGAACCAAAACGCCAAGGUGGGCAGCGGGGCCAUCCAGGUGCUCACCUCCUUCCCCCGCGAGGUCCGCAAGCUCCCCGAGCCCGCCAAGUCCUGCCGGCAGCGGCAGCGGGGGGGCCGGGAAGCCGCGCGGGGACUGCAGAAGGAGAAGCUGAUGACGCCGGAGAAGAUCAAGCAGGAAGCGCUCGAGCUCCCCGCGCUCCAGCAAAACGCAGGUAUGGCUUUGAAAAGCGGGCUGCCCCCGCAGCCGCUGAAACCUUCCAUCAAGGUGGAGCCGCAGAGCCACUACAACGCCUUCAAGUACAACGGCAACGCCGUGGUGGAGAGCUACUCGGUGCUGGGGAGCUGCCGGCCCUCCGACCCCUACAGCAUGAACAGUGUUUACUCGUACCAUUCCUACUAUGCACAGCCCAAUCUGCCUUCCGUGAACGGGUUUCACUCCAAGUUCGCGCUUCCCUCCUUCGGGUACUCCGGCUUUUCCAGCAACCACGUGUUCCCCUCGCAGUUUCUGAAUUACGGGGCGGCCGAGAGGAGCGGGAGCAGCUGGGUGAGCAACGGCUACGAGAAGAAGCCCGACGUCUCGGCCUUGCAGGAGAACCUCAGCCACGCCUACGGCAACGCCGAUUUCCCCGAGCCCAUCCCGCACAGC